AAAAUACGUAUUUGACUCACUACACACUAAGCGAGCUCGCACUCCAGCUUGGCGUCCAGUGUGGUUCAGGCGCUCCGGUCCUUUCAUUCGGUUUCUUUUGUUUUUUGUGUGCGCGAAGACCCCCGACACUGAGCAGCCAUGGAUGCCAUCAAGAAGAAGAUGCAGAUGCUCAAGCUCGACAAGGAGAACGCCUUGGACAGAGCUGAGCAGGCCGAAUCAGACAAAAAGGCAUCUGAGGACAGGAGCAAACAGCUCGAGGAUGACCUGGUAGCACUACAAAAGAAGCUGAAGGGAACCGAGGAUGAGUUGGACAAAUACUCUGAAGCCCUGAAGGAUGCCCAGGAGAAAUUGGAGCUCGCUGAGAAGAAAGCCGCCGAUGCCGAGGCUGAUGUAGCUUCCCUGAACAGACGUAUCCAGCUGGUUGAGGAGGAGUUGGACCGUGCUCAGGAGCGUCUGGCCACAGCUCUGACCAAGCUGGAGGAGGCUGAGAAGGCUGCUGAUGAGAGCGAGAGAGGCAUGAAGGUCAUUGAGAACAGGGCAAUGAAGGAUGAGGAGAAGAUGGAGCUGCAGGAGAUCCAGCUCAAAGAGGCCAAACACAUUGCUGAGGAGGCUGACCGCAAAUACGAGGAGGUGGCCCGUAAGCUGGUGAUCAUUGAGAGUGACCUGGAACGUACAGAGGAGCGUGCUGAGCUGUCUGAGGGUAAAUGCUCUGAGCUGGAGGAGGAGCUGAAAACGGUGCAGAACAACCUGAAGUCUCUAGAGGCCCAGGCUGAGAAGUACUCACAGAAGGAAGACAAGUAUGAGGAGGAGAUCAAGGUCCUGACAGACAAGCUGAAGGAGGCUGAGACCCGUGCUGAGUUUGCUGAGAGAUCGGUCGCCAAGCUUGAGAAGACCAUUGAUGACCUGGAGGACCAUCUAUACAAGCAGCUUGAGAAAAACCGUCUUCUGGCUCAUGAACUGAGAGUAGCCUUGAACGAGGCAUAAACUGGAAUGGGCGCUCGUAUGCUUUAAUUUUUCUGAAGUUUGAAUGUCCACAAAUAUUGUAAAAGACAACUGUGUGACAGCUACACAAAACAAGCAAUGAUUUGAACAAAUGGGAGUACAAACUGAGGAUUCUUUCACAUUAUGCAUGCUUAAAGUGCAGUUUCAUGUGGGAGGACUGACAACCUCGGGCAGGAAAUGUUGUGACAUAGAUUUAAUAUACUUUCUCGGUUAUUGUCAGGGCUGUAGUACAUGAAACUGGUUUUAAUCUGCAUUUUGCUGGUGUUCAUGUGUCAAAGACUUGUGAUGGAUCUUGGGCCCCACAUCAGAGGAAAGCUUAAAAUGCUAUAAGAGGUCCCCCUCAAUGUGAGAUAAAGCAUUAUCUUCUCAUAUCCAAGUCAAAUUUCAACACCAAAACUACACAAAAAUCAUGAAUUAUAAACUGAACAUGUAUAAAAUGUUUAUUCAGAUGUACUGAGAUCAAAAUGGCUACAGUGCUAAUGCAGAGUUCACCUGUUGUGCCAGUGAUAGUUACAGUGUUCAAUCUGUAGCAAUGCAGUAACAAUUAUUUCUUCAACCUUUUGAUUGAGUUUCUAUAAUACCACAUCCAGUCAUGCCAAAAGACAGCCUUAGAUACUGACCACCUACUUCACUUACAGCUAAAUGGUAGCACAGGAACAGAAUAUGUCACUUGGCAUGUAGCAGCAAGGAUGCAGUGCUGGCCAUUGUUAAUAUUGAGCCUGUGCCUAUAGACGUGUGACCAUAUGAAUCACUCCGAAACCUGGCAACACUGUGUGUCUAGACUCCUGAGAUUCAUUUUGAGGUUAGAUUUUCUGAUUAACUUGAAACUGCUUUGAGAGAAUCCUAGGACUUGAUACUGUAAGCAUGGUUCAAAUCCACUUCUAAAUCAGAUGUGACCAAAAUAGAUUGCUUCGGACCAUUCUUUGAUCCUAGACGCAGCUUAUUCAGUCUUGGUUACAGCCUUGUCUAUAGCGUGAGUGUAACAUUUUCUUCAUGCUUUAAAGGUCCAGUGUGUAGGAUUCAGGCUAUCUGUUAGCAGAAACAGAUUAUAGUCCUAAUGUAUUUCAUUGGUACAUUUCUGCAUUGUGGUUUUCAUUAGAUUGAACCCUUGGAGCGCACCAAGUUGUGCCACCUUGUUUCAGCUGUAGCCAUUGGUGCACCAAUGGUUCUUCCACAAGCUAAGGUGUUAGCCAAGGGUAUUCAUUAUGGUUGCAGUCUGCAGUCUCAUCAAUAGAUGGCACAUAACCCUUCCCACUGGUCCUUUAAACAUGAACUAAAAAUGGGUUUGUGGAAGGGGCUCAGUAGCUGGGUUUACAUGGAGCCAAAUGUUACAAUUACAAAACUUAAAAGCCCAAACUGCAUGAAAUGAUCCAUACAAACACCUCAAUUGGAAAAAAAAGUCAUGUAAACGGUCAAUCAGAAUGAAGUCAGGAUCCUGUCUGUGAAUACUUUGUCUUGACAUGGAUGUGCAGUGCCACAGACCAGUUGCGUUUCCGCAACUGGUCUGUGGCGCUGUGGAGAGCUUGUUCUUAAUAACGACUCUGAAAGAACUAGACAUUAUCGCACACAUAAACGGCAGAAAAAAAUAGAAAUAUUGAACAUCCCAUCAAAAAUUAAUUGAAGCCGGGAUAGACUGAAGUGUGGAACCAAAUUCAGAACCACUGGAAAACCUUAAAGACCAACUACUGUAAUGCAAAACAACACAAUAGCAAAAGUGGAUAUGACCCUGCAAACUUUCCAAAUCAAGCUGUUGCUUUAAUACUAAAAGUGUAAAAACAAUAGCAACUACUGUGCUGAUUAGUCAUUAGUCUGAUGAAAACAUCAGUCAUGAUGUUUUCACUGAUUUGCGCAUGUUACACAUCUGUUAAACGGUCGUUCUGAUUUAAAGUAGUGGCACAUGUAAAUAUCAGAUCGGAGUAGAUUACCUCACAUGUAAACAGUUGACCUGAAACCUUAGAUCAGAAUGAAGUAAAAAAAAAAAAAGUCUCCAUGUAAACCCGGUUAGUAUUAAGGAUGUGAACUUAUUGAAUGAAUACUAACCAGUUACUGGGGGGGAAAUCUUCUAACGGUGUCCAGCAUAUGUUUGAAAACAUUAAACCGGACUAGAGCUUUGUCUGUUCUCUGUGUAUUUGCAGCCACUGUUUGU
Molecule: messenger RNA, 3148 nt
Organism: Mugil cephalus (flathead mullet)
Lineage: Eukaryota; Metazoa; Chordata; Actinopteri; Mugiliformes; Mugilidae
Product: tropomyosin alpha-1 chain-like
Exons: 9
Coding region: 139-984 (281 amino acids)
Biological process (GO): actin filament organization; cardiac muscle contraction
Cellular component (GO): actin filament
Molecular function (GO): actin filament binding
Source: RefSeq, a predicted model, not a curated record